Molecule: messenger RNA, 1767 nt
Organism: Paramecium sonneborni
Lineage: Eukaryota; Ciliophora; Oligohymenophorea; Peniculida; Parameciidae
Source: the annotation of a GenBank genome assembly
AAAAAAAAAAGAUGUUGAGUUCUGGAAAUCUAGAUACAAAAAUGAUAGGAGACAAAUUCAUUUUACUUAAAAAAAAAUAAUUAGGAGCAGUAAAUAAUUAAACUAAUAAAUUAGGGAGCUUUUUCUUAAGUUUUUGAAGGAUUUGUAAGAGGGAAGCCUGAAGAAAAAGUAGCCAUAAAAGUUCUAUAAAAUCUACCUACAAAUAUACAAGAUUAAUUGUUUGAGAAACUUAGAUUAAUUUACUAGCGAGAACGUGAAAUUCACAAAGUAUUAGAAAGUGAACAUGUUGUAAAGUAUGAAUUUAAAAAUAAUGAAAUUUAGAAUGAUAGACGUACUUAUUUGUGGUCAAUCUACACACUUAAUCUUAGAGUUAUGUGAAUAGGGAAACCUCCAUACAAUGUUGAGCAAAGAAAAGAAUAAAAGAUUAACAUAGGAAAGUGCUUAUAAUAUAUUCUGUUAAAUAGUAUAAGGCUAUAAAGCAUUAUAUGAUUUUAAAGUUCUACAUAGAGAUUUAAAACCACAAAAUAUUUUAUUUACUAAAGGUAUAGCCAAAAUUGCUGAUUUUGGUUUUGCUAAGUUAAUUGAAGAAAUGGAUCUUGCUGUUGAUUAAACUAUUGUUGGCACUCUUUUAUAUUAAGCUCCAGAAAUGAUGGUUGGUUCAAAAUAUUCAUCUAAAGUGGAUAUUUGGUCAUUAGGAAUAAUCUUUUACGAAAUGCUUUAUGGAGUUUUACCUUUUAUUGAAAAUCAUCCAACUAGAUUAUAUAAGAAAAUUACAUCAGAGCCACUUAAAUUUCCAUAAGAUGUUUAGGUAAAUUAAAUAUACAUUGAUUUAAUAAUAAAAAUGCUUAAAGUAGAUCAAGAAUAAAGAAUAAGAUGGGAUGAUUUAUUUCUAAUGAUAUCUAAAAAUUCAGCAAAUUAAAUAUUUGAACUUGAAAAUUUAAGUGCUGCAUCUACUUAGAUGAGUUAAAGUGAAUAAUUUAGAGUUAAUUAUUAAAGAAUAGAAGAUAGAUUAAAUUAAAUUGAUGAAGUUAAAGACUUCUUUGAUUAUGUUUAGAAAUUGAUUACAUUUUCUAAUAAUAAUACAAAUAGACUUUUUUUUUUGUUGUAUUCACAACUAUAAUUAAGUCAAAAUUUAUAUAUAUUGUUUAUUGUCACAUCAACAAAAUACUUAAUAAAUGAGUAUAAUUAUUAUAUAUAAAUUUUAACAAGCAGUGUAAUUAUUAUUUAUAUUUAUUAGAUUCCUCCAUCUGAAAUUGGUUUUAAGGAGAUGGACAUCAAAACUUUUAAGAGUUGCGAGGAAAAAUAUUAUUCUGUUUUAAACUAAUUUAAGACAAAUCAUGAUUAAAUGAAUAAAUACUACAAUGAAAAACUUUAGAAAGAAUUUGAUAAAUUAUUAUAGAUUACUUCAGAUUAACCUAAAUAAUUAGUAUAAACUAAUGUAUAUUAUUAUAGGUUCAAACCGUUAAUUAAAUUGUAUAAUCGAAUAGGAGAAGUAAAGUUUCAUUAGAUAAUUUUAACAAAGUCUAUUUCCAUUGCAUAUAAGAAAUUAGUAAGUCAAUAAAAAAAAAUCAAAAUAUUGAUGAUGCCACAUUAAGAUAAAUUUACACGUUAUAAAUUUACUUGUUUUAUUCACUUUAUCCUUAGAAGUUUAUUAAAAAUGAUUUUGAACCAAAACAUUUAGAAUAAGAAUUAAUUCAAUCUUCAACUUAAAAAUUACAAAAUAAAGUUUUUGAUCUAACCAUGACAUAUUCAGCAUUAAUAAAAUGA